Drosophila persimilis is the source of this 868-nucleotide messenger RNA. RefSeq names its product putative hydroxypyruvate isomerase (gene Gip). Gene Ontology annotation, molecular function: hydroxypyruvate isomerase activity. Lineage: Eukaryota; Metazoa; Arthropoda; Insecta; Diptera; Drosophilidae. The record is from RefSeq and is a predicted model, not a curated record. Gene Ontology annotation, biological process: glyoxylate metabolic process. The transcript has a single exon. The coding region runs from base 18 to 812 and encodes 264 amino acids.
UGACCUGCUCACCGAGAAUGGCACUGAAGUUCGCAGCUAACUUGAAUUUCCUCUUCACCGAGAAGGCGUCCACUAUAGCGGAACGCAUUAGGCUGGCCCACCAGAGCGGAUUUCGGGCUGUGGAGAUUCCCUACCCCGAGGGUGAGACCCGGGAUGUUGUGUCGGCGAUCCGGGAGACCGGCGUUGUGGUCAGCCUGGUCAAUCUGGCCUUCGAUAAGAGCAACGAUCAGCUGCGGUUUGGCUCGACGAGCGUUCCCGGGGCGGAGGGCCUGUUCCAGAAGCAGCUGGACGCGACAAUCGACUUUGCCAAGGAUGUGAACUGCCAAAAGAUCCACCUGACUGCUGGACUGCUCACCAAGGGCCAGGAGACCGACUACACAAAGACCUACACAUCGAACCUGAAGAUCGCGGCUGAUAGCCUCAGGGCGAAUCAGAUGAUCGGCGUGAUAGAGCCUAUUAACAAGUAUGCUGUGCCUGGCUAUUUCAUGAACUCGUAUGUGACGGCAUCGGGCGUGCUCACCGAGGUGGGGGCUGACAACAUCAAGCUGCUCGCCGACCUCUAUCACCUCCAGCACAUCCACGGCAAUGUCACAAAGACGCUGGAGGAGUACAAGAGUCAAAUUGGGCACUUCCAGAUUGCCCAGGUACCCCAUCGACACGAACCGGACACUGCCGGCGAACUCGACUACGACUACGUUUUCAAGCGGCUGCGGGAAUUUGGCUACGAUGGCUGGAUUGGCUGUGAAUACAAGCCGAGGACAACGACGGUCGAGGGCCUCAGUUGGGUUACCAAACUCGGUCAUAGCCUUUGAGUUUGAAUUGUAUUCUGGCAUUUAAAUACAUUUUUUAUACAUAUACACAUAUAAAA